Molecule: messenger RNA, 309 nt
Organism: Cotesia congregata
Lineage: Eukaryota; Metazoa; Arthropoda; Insecta; Hymenoptera; Braconidae
Source: the annotation of a GenBank genome assembly
AUGACUUCAGAUAAUUUAAACAGGUUGUACAAUUGCAGUGCAAAAAUACUCGAUCAAAACCUAACAAUAUUACAAGAAUUAAAUCGUAGUGAAUUGUUAUCAGUUCUCGACCAAGUGUUAAGCUCUGACAAUCGUAAUUUACUACGCGUUAAUUUUACCGACUGUUUAUUUACUGGGCAAGAACGUCCCUUCGAUUUGCCGUGGUGGCAAAAAUUGUCAUGGUCCUGUGUUUUCGCAAUCAUGCUGAUCGUUGCGACAGGCGGAAACAUUAUAGUCAUGUGGAUUGUGCUAGAGUAUAUGACUAAUUGA